Molecule: messenger RNA, 2616 nt
Organism: Acanthopagrus latus (yellowfin seabream)
Lineage: Eukaryota; Metazoa; Chordata; Actinopteri; Spariformes; Sparidae
Gene: drd2l
Product: dopamine receptor D2 like
Exons: 8
Coding region: 192-1676 (494 amino acids)
Biological process (GO): adenylate cyclase-activating adrenergic receptor signaling pathway
Cellular component (GO): presynaptic membrane; glutamatergic synapse
Molecular function (GO): G protein-coupled receptor activity; dopamine neurotransmitter receptor activity, coupled via Gi/Go
Source: RefSeq, a predicted model, not a curated record
GGACUCACUGAGUGUUUUUGUGCGGACCGUGCACCGACCGACCGACUGGGGUCAAGCUCGGCCGGACAUGUUCGGACGGGAUGCUGCAGGCUGGCAGCCAGUUCGUCGCCCGGUGUCGGUGAGCGGGGAGCGGACCUGAAUGUGAGCAGCUCAGCCGGGAGAGGCCAGACCAUGUCCACUGGAGCAAGACCAUGACUUUACUCAACGAGUCAGACGGAGCCUCCCCUCCCUCCUUCCCUCUCUCCUUCCUUCAGCACAAUUUCUCCGUCCUUGUCACCCACGAUCCUUCAUACUCCCCCAUAUCCUUCCCCACCUCCUCCUCUUCCUCCUCGCCCUCACUGACGUCCUCCAACUGCACCAGCUCUCCUCCCACCUCCUCUCCUCCCUACAACUUCUACGCGGUGCUGCUGGUGCUCCUGAUCUUCUGCGUGGUGUUCGGUAACGUGCUGGUGUGCGUGGCGGUGUCGCGGGAGCGCGCUCUGCAGACCACCACCAACUACCUCAUCGUCUCGCUGGCCGUGUCCGACCUGCUGCUGGCCACGCUGGUCAUGCCCUGGGGCGUCUACCUGGAGGUUGUGGGCGAGUGGCGCUUCAGUCUCAUCCACUGCGACAUCCUGCUCACUCUGGACGUCAUGAUGUGCACCGCCAGCAUCCUCAACCUCUGUGCUAUCAGCAUCGACAGAUACACGGCGGUGGCCAUGCCGAUGCUCUACAACACCAGAUACAGCUCCAGGAGGAGGGUGGCAGUGAUGAUUGCUGUGGUGUGGUUCCUCUCUUUCGCCAUCUCCUGCCCUUUGCUGUUUGGCCUCAACAACACAGCCAGCCGAGAAGGCACCACAUGCAGCUUUGCCGAUCCGGCCUUCGUGGUGUACUCAUCCGUGGCCUCCUUCUACGUCCCCUUCAUCGUGACUCUGCUGGUGUAUGCGCAGAUCUGCGUGGUGCUGCGCAGACGGGGGAGACGCACCGCUCCGCCGCGCAGACACGGCCUGCACACACAAGGCGCGGCUGAGGCAGGAGAAGGUCAUCGGCACAGGAAGAAUAAGUGCACACAACCGGAGGAUGUGAAGUUGUGCACUCUGAUCCUGAGGCCCUCCACCGCUGGACCACAGCGCAAGAAGGUGACCCUGGUGAAGGAGGCGGUGGUUCACCCCCUCGAAGUGGAGCCGGGUCAGUUCCUGCCGCAGACCGAGCAAAGCUUGCCUCCUCCCCCACCUGCUCCCCAAACCGCCUCCCACUCCGGACGUGCCAGGAUCUCCCUGGCCAUCUCAGUGGGACCUGCCCCGGUUCUCCCCUCGACCGUGACGCGAUCGACCCUGAUGCCUCGCCCUCCCACCCUCGAUGACGGCAUGAGGGGCCGUGAGGGAUGGAGGGAGCGCAGCAGUGGCAGGGAGAGAUGGGGCAUCACCAAGGAGAGGGUGAGAGGAAGGCUGUCGCAGCAGAAGGAGCGGAAGGCGACACAGAUGCUCGCUAUUGUGCUUGGUGUGUUCAUCAUCUGCUGGCUGCCUUUCUUCCUGACACACGUGCUGAAGGCCCACUGCAGGAGCUGCUGCAUCACGCCCUCACUGUACAGCGCCGUCACCUGGCUGGGAUACCUCAACAGCGCUGUCAACCCUGUCAUCUACACCACUUUCAACAUCGAGUUUCGCAAAGCCUUCAUCAAGAUCCUGCACUGCUGAGAGCCCGACAGAUGAGACACGUCGACUGUCGCAAAGGAAAAGAGAGCCCGACGUUGGUUUGAGAUGAGAGGUGAGAGAGUAGAGAGGAAAGACGAAGACGUCGGGGUGAGACGGUAAAUUGGGUGACUGAGGAGUUAAGUGCAACAAGCUCCCUUGAAAAUGAAAGAUGAGCAGAAGUGUAACCAGCAGCUCAGACAACACUGGAGAGAGACAGAAAACAUGGCAGGCAGAGGGAAAAAAACUACUCGACGAUAGUAAAAAGUGUACACGAGACAAGUAAAAGACAGCUACAAGACACACAAACAAGUCGGGGGAUAUUAAUGGAAGAGAAGACGCGCAGUAUGUUGUGUGCAUACGGCCUGUUAAAGGGAAUAUUUGAGGACUGGAUCUCUCCACAACAUCCUGACUCCACAGAUGAGAGACUCUGAGAGACGUGUUUGUUUUUCCAAUGCUGGUUGGCUGUUGUAUUUUCUUGUAAUCUCGACAUACGGCAUCUUGUUAUUUGUUCCCAUGUGCUCGUCUUUCUCAGAGGACUAGAACAAGUCAAGACAGAGGCAAAGAGUCCAACACAAAAACUUUUCUUUUCUUUUUUUUGUUUUUUUUAACUGUCAUGCCCAAAAAGGCUCGAUCAUGUCUAACACUUUAUGAAAACCCACUGAAGUUGCAUUAAGGUAGAGUUCAUGAUUCGGUUACUUGGAGACAUCAGCAGGCAGUCAGCUGACUGCUCAUACAACCUAAUAUGUACAGUCUGUGCUUUAAAUACCUGUAAAUACAUUUGGUGUUGUAAAUAAUCAUUUCACUGGUAUAAAGGAGCAAUCGUAAGAAUUGUGAAAACCAUUAAUAAUGAUAAUAAUAACAAUUAUAAUAAUAAUAAACACAUUUUCUGUCAUUGCUUGUUUUGUUUUGAAAUCAUCAACGUGGUAAAAGAAUGACAACCUUA